UUAUGCGUAGGGUGCAAAUUUGGCGCAUGUGACGCACGUCUUAUCUAAUGACAACUUAAUUCUUAAUACGCACCAUUUGACUCGAUGCAACACAAGAUUAUGAGCUGGAACGUAAUAUUCGUAAAAAUAUGUUUGCUCGCGUGGGCAGUUUUUAUCCAGUAUUGUUCUGGUGCUAAUCAGUGCCCAGAGGUUGCAUCAUCUGUUGGCACCGAGUUUCUGUUCGGAGUUAUCGGAGGCCCAAGUUCCACCAGCAGCCAGACCCUCUACAUCCAUAUCACAGCAAUGACAGACACACCAGCUAAAGUUAGAAUUACCUCCCCUUUCAACAACUUCGACAACCAAUACACAGUUUCAAACUGGACUAUUCAAUCCAUGUCAUACACUCACAUUCAAACAGGAACGGGAAGUCAGUUUAAGGGGAUUGAAAUCAACUCUGAUGUUAAUAUCUCCGUGGCAGUGUUCCCCGCGUACAGCGAUUAUACGGAAGGCUUUCUCGUUCUUCCUACAGCAGCCUUAUCUACAAGAUACGUAGCAGCUUCCUAUCAUCCGUCUAGUUAUAACAAUGAAAUUCUUGUCGCUGGCGUCGACAGCAAUUCGGAUAUUUCAAUCAACUAUACAACAAACGGGAAAAGCUACUCAACUCAAAACGUACGUCUUCAGAAAUUUGAAACGUACCAGUUAGCCGUCAGCCGCGAUGUAAGCGGCGCCGUUAUUACAAGCAAUAAACCAGUCGCAGUGUUUUCUGGUUCUGCGAACAGCCAGAUACCUGUUGGCAUUGGAGGCACAGAAUAUAUUGUCGAGCAAAUGGUUCCCACAAAGUAUUGGAGCACACAGUUUAUAGUUCCCCCAAUAUAUCCCCAUAACUACUUUAUUGUCAAAGUUUUUGUCGAAGAAGACAAUACAGAAAUACAUUAUUACAAUAGCACAAAGCACUUUGCAGCUUACAUGGACCAGGGAGAACAUGUGGAAAUAUUAUUUGGUUCAGAUCCAACAGUUAUUCUUUCCAACAAGCCGAUUUAUGUUGUUCAGUAUUGCCUGGAUAAUGAAAAUAUGUAUGGCCAACCGUUUAUGACAAUCUCACAAGGCCUUUCGCAGUAUGAGAGCAUGUACAAAUUUGUGACAGAGCUGUAUAGUGGCCAGGCAAGUACAGUCGCAAUAACAAUAAAACGAAAUAAUUCUAGUGGACUUUUGUUGAACGGAAAAACUAUGGCGUCGUGGAGUGCGAAAUCAAUCCCAGUAGCACAUCCAAUGGAUGAUUAUGUAACAAUUUUUGUAAAUGUAUCUUACAACAGUUUAUACCGUCUACAUCACACAGGCGGGAUGAAAUUCGGAGCCACGUUGUACGGAAGGCUCUCUAACAGCUACGCCUACGGAUAUCCGCUACAGUUGUCUUUACCUAAUGCGGAUUGCACAAUUGACCACAAUAUCAGUCCAACAAGUGGUCCGAUCUAUCCGUAUACAGAUAGCAGUCAUGGUAGCCAUGGAAACUACAUAACAGGAAAUGGAACUUGGUGCUUCCAGUGUGAUAACAUGUCACAUCUACAAUACUGCGAUACAGUCACACGAUGCCAGACGCAAGAUGAGAGUUGCUACGUUCAACGUUAUACGAGAAGCAAUAAGGUGCAUCUGUACAGAUCUGGGUGUAUGAAUAAAGAUGCAUGCCAAAGCUACGCUGAUCAAGUGCAGUGUCAAGAAUGUUGCCAUGGUAGUUUCUGCAACGUUGUUGGAUGUGGUGAUGACGGUCUCCCAAACUUUGACAGAAGAGGACCAUUUUGCUUUGAUUGUGAACAUCAAGGUGAAGAAGGUUGUCAAACAGUUCAGAUGUGUCGCCCUGAUCAGGUAUGCAAAAUUGAGAAGUAUGAAUGGGGUAGCAGCUACCAUUACAUCAUGGGAUGUGCUGAACAGCAGACAUGCGGUAGUAAAAGAGACGUACGUGAGACUCAUGCACGUCAUGCGCCGGUGUGUUCCCACUGCUGCCAUUCCGACUUCUGCAACAUGAAUUGCACCGCCGCACAUGCUCUACAAGUUGUCGCAUCCGUGGGAACAGAAUUCAUGUUUGGAGUUAUUGGAACAUCUAACACAAGCAUUCACAAUCUAUAUUUGGUUAUUGUACCAGUUACUAAUACAGCAGCUAACGUUAGAAUUACUGCGCCUUUUAACAACUACAAUCGACAGAUUUCCGUUACAAAUUCAAAAGUCAUCAAUUUAAGUAAUGCCCUCAUUCAAGUUGAAUCUGGGAGUCAGUUUAAAGGGAUAGAAAUCAACUCCGAUUCCAAUAUAUCCGUUGCAGUCUUACCGGCCUAUAGUUAUUAUACAGAGGGAUUUCUGCUUUUGCCUACCUCAGCAUUAUCCACCAGAUACGUGGCAGCCUCGUAUCAUCCUUACGGCAGCUACAACAGUGAAGUUCUCGUCGCGGGCGUGGAUAUCAACACUGAUGUUUGUAUAAACUACACAACAAAUGGUAUAAGUUACAAUACAAAAACAGUACGACUCCAGAAAUACGAGACUUAUCAGUUAUCAGCAAAUUAUGAUUUGAGUGGUACUGUUAUAUCAAGUAACAAGCCAGUAGCAGUAUUUUCAGGGUCCGCCUACAGUCAGAUUCCAGUUGGAGUCGGGGGAUCAGAGUACAUUGUUGAACAAAUGAUCCCGACUAAGUAUUGGACAAACAUGUACAUUGCUCCUCCUAUUUAUCCCCAUAACUACUUUAUAGUCCGGAUAUUUGCCGACGACAACAACACUGAAAUGCAUUACUACAACAGUACAAACCAUUUCACGGCUUACAUGAACCGAGGAUCAAAAUUAGAAAUCCUGUUUGGUUCAGACCCGGCGGUACUAAUUUCAAAUAAACCAGUUAGUGUUGUACAGUAUUGCACGGAUAAUGAAAACAUGUACGGAAACCCAUUUAUGACUACAGUACAAGGAAUAUCACAAUACGUCGACUCCUACAAAUUUAAAACGGAAUCAUAUGAUUCACUCGAUGGUGCUCUCGCUAUUACAGUAAACAAACACAACGCAAGCGGCCUGACUUUAAACGGAAGAUCAAUGUCAUCCUGGAAUGCAAAGACGAUUUCCGUCGCAUCUCCCAUGGAGGACUACCUAACGUUAUUUAUAAACGUGUCAUACAACACAUUCUUCAACCUUCAUCAUACUGGAGGAAUUAAAUUCGGAGCUACACUUUACGGUCUUCUAGGUGACUCUAUGGCGUUUGGUUAUCCUUUAAAGCUUGCUCUUUCCGGCCAAGAUUGUGCACAAAAUCCAGUGAGCACAAGUAACACCCCGGACUAUGCAAGAAGCACCCCGGUUUACAGCAGUAACCAUAGUGAUGGAAAUAAACAAGAAUAUGAUAUAGGAAACGGAACAUGGUGUUUUGAAUGCGAGGACAUGUUACAUAUCCAAUACUGUGAUAAAGUUACAAAAUGCCACAAUGAAAGCGAGGUGUGCUAUGUACAGAAAUAUACACGAAACCAAGGUUUACAUUUGUACAGAUCAGGCUGCAUUGGUAAAUCUGUAUGUCAAGCUGCCGAAGAUCCAUUACAUUGCCAACAAUGUUGCAACGGCAAUUUCUGUAAUAUAGUUGGAUGCGGAGACGACGCUCUUCCAACAUUCCACGAUAGAGGUCCUUUUUGUUUUGAUUGUGCCCACAAAGGAGAGAAUGAUAUAUGCCAGACGGUACACAUGUGUCGGCCAGACCAGGUGUGCAAAAUUGACAAAUAUGAGUGGGGAAGUGGAUUCCAUUAUGUAAUGGGCUGUGCCGAACAGCUGGAGUGUAAAUCCAAAAGAGACACCCGUUCCCAACAGGCUCGCUAUGCACCAGUAUGUUCCCACUGUUGUCACUCUGACUUCUGUAACUGUAACAUGAACUGCACAACUUCGCAAUUUCCGCAGAUUAUAGUACAGUUGAUGGAGUUUGCUUUGGUACAUGACUACACAUUUCUCUUUGGACUGGAAUCUGUUACACUAGAACAGCGACUGGUUGAUUACGCUGUCGUCGUGUGUGGAUUAUUUGCUAGAUCGUAUCCUAUUCUUCAAAAUUACCUCAAUACAGACGCACGACAGAGGCGUCUUGUGGCAACCAUAAAAUAUCUACCUGUGGCAGGUCCCGGUAUUGCUAUCUUUUCUGUUACUAUGGGACCAGGGAGUCGAUACAAUGUUAAGCCUGUGGUAAGUAGCGCAUUCCGUUACCACCAAUGA
This is a messenger RNA of Mercenaria mercenaria, 4191 nucleotides long. RefSeq lists its product as uncharacterized. The record is from RefSeq and is a predicted model, not a curated record. Lineage: Eukaryota; Metazoa; Mollusca; Bivalvia; Venerida; Veneridae. Bases 85 to 4191 code for a protein of 1368 amino acids. The transcript is spliced from 20 exons.